This is a messenger RNA of Paramecium primaurelia, 2915 nucleotides long. The record is from the annotation of a GenBank genome assembly. Lineage: Eukaryota; Ciliophora; Oligohymenophorea; Peniculida; Parameciidae.
AUGAGUUCUCAUUUACUGAAAAAUGGUCAAUUACACUGUAUUUUGUUUAGAUAAAAGGUGAUAAAGUUUAUUGUCUAAAUAAAUAUGGCAAAGAUGAAAUUACAAUUAGGAUGUUAUGGUAAAGCCUUUCUACUUGCUGAAUAAGCCAUGAGUACAUUAGAAAAAGAUCUAAUUGAUAGAUUAAAAAAAAGAGACUCCAAAAUUGAAGAUGCCAUGCUUCUUAUUAAUGGUUAUAUGAUUUUAGCUAAAUCCUAUGAAUUUUCAUAAGAAAAUGAUCUAUAGUACAUUAAUAGUAAAAGCGUUUGGGCAUAAAAAAAUUAAUAAGAUUAAUUUUGUAAAUUCUAUUUAAAUGCAAAAUAAUUAGCAAUUAAAUAUUUAGGAAAUAAUAAUCAAAUCAUUUAAAAAUUACAAUAUUCAUGUUCUCAUCGUAUCUAAAAACCAAAAAGUUCUAAACCAAUUAUAUAAUAAAUUUCUAGAUAAGAAUUCAAUUAAUUAAUAUAAGUAUUGAAAUUAGUAAAAGCAAGAGUCAUUAUCAUUAUAUAACCAGAAAAACCAUUAUACAGAAGAUGUAUAAAGGGAUCUAUUGACACUCAUAAAACUACAUCAACAUAAAAUAGCUAAGUUGAUAUGUCUAAACCAUAUAUAAAAUAAUUUAGAGUAAGAUGUAAAUAAAACAGUAAUCAUGAGAUUAAUUCUUCAGAUGAAACUACUAAAGAGAAAAUGCAAAAUUGUGAUACUCCUAUUUCAUAAUUUAAACAAUUGGAAACUAUUAUUCAAAAGAAAGUUGAAGAAUAAUUGACUAUGAAAUUAAAUACAAAAUAAUUAAAUAAUUUUGAAGAUUAAAAGAAAUUGUAGGAAUAAAAUUAAAAAAUAUCUAAUUUAUAUGAUUAAAUUUAAUAACUUAAAGAAUAACUCAAAGAAAAAGAUUUAUAAUAAGAAUAAUAAAAAAUAUAAAUUGAACUCUUAUAAGCUCAUAAUAAAUAAUAAUCAAUAAAGAAUGUUAAAUGUAUUUAAAGUCCAAUUAAAAAAAAUAACUUUAUAAAAGAAUUCUAAAUAUCAAGUGAAUAAAAAUAAUCUUUAAUUUAAAGUGUCAUUCAAACUAAGAGAACUGAAAUUAAUGAAUUUAAUACUGAAUAAACACCUAUCAAAUUAGUAAAUUCUCUAAUUGGAGAAUUUUAAACUCCUGAAAAUAAAAGUCCUAUUGCUGAAUUUUAAACUAAUAAAAAAAGCACUCCUCCCUUUAGUUUUAGUUUUCAUAAACAUUAAUAAUAAUCUAUUGAUGUACCAUUGACUCCUCCUCCUCCUUCAAAUAUCACUUAAGAUAAUACUCUUGAUUAAUCCUAAUAGUGGCCAUCUCAAAAAUUAUAACAAAUUAGUAUAAUUGAAUUUGAAGAAUCAAUGAAUUUUUCAAUAACUUAUUGUAAAUUAAUUUAUUUAUUAUAGAAUCUAAUUAAGAACAUUAUUCCAUAUAAUUAUAACCUAAUGAAAUCUAUAUGAUUUAAGUAGAAAAUGAAUAAUCCUUUAUAAUUGAAAUAUCUCUUGUUACUAAUAAAGCAAAUCCAAAAUUAGAAGAUUUUUGUAUUUUAAUUUAAGUUAACAUAAAUUCUUAAAGAAUUAGUGAAUUAAUUGAAAUAAGUUCUUUAGCUGACAUGUUAUAACAUACAGUAAAUAAUAUUUGUAUUCCUUAUCCUUUGAAAUACAUAACUUCAUAUAAAUUAUUUAUUUAAUACCUUUUAAUUCCAUUCAUUUAGGUAUAAAUGGAAAACAAUUAAUACAAGAUUGCCUUAUAUUCAAUUCCUUCAGGUCUUUUUAGUAAUUAUUAAUAAAUCAAUUUAUAUGGUGAUCAAUGUGAAUGGUCUAUGUUUUUUAUAGAGAAUUAUAAAUUUAAAUUAGUCAUUUUUUAAAAUAAAAUAAAUAUCUAAGAUUUUGAAAUAAUCUUUGAUUAAAUAUCAUUUGAUGAGUAUUUUGAGUUAUUGAAUAUUGAUUAAUAUAAUUAAUAGGAGAUGUAAAAUAUAUUAAAUACAAUUAAGAAGAUUUAAUAACCUUAAGUUAAUUAUUUCAAAUUGCCAAAUGUAAAAAUAAGAGAUAAAGAUAAAUUAAUAAAUUUUAUACAUAAUUGUCUUAUUUAAAUUGAAAUAUUGAUUAAUGAAUAAAAAUAAAUGGAUAUUAAACAUUAUUUAAAAGAGAAUGUUAUUGCUAUCAAUUUAGAUAUUAUUGAUAAAUGUAAAAUAAGAGCAUCUUUAAUUUAAAGAAUUAAUGGUAGAAUUGAUUUAAUAUUAAAGAAUUUUUAUUAAACUUAUCUGAAUUAAUAAUAAUAAGGAUUUGCUAUUAGUUCUAUUUAAAUAACAGAUGAAUUUAUUUAAGAUAAAUUUCAUAUUGAUUUUUUCACAUUAAAUGAAAGUGAGAAAUAAUUCAUUCUGAGAAAAGUCAGUAAUUAUUUUAAAUUGUAUACAUACAAUAGUUUAUAAGAUGGUAAUGAUUUAGAUUGGAAAAAUGAGAAUCCAAUAUAAUAAAUAGAUUAAAACUUUGGUGGAACACAUAAAAUAAUGAUAGUAGAUUAAUAUAGAACUCCUAUAAAUUUUACUCUAAUAGGUAUUCAAGAUAGACCAGAAUUCAUUAGAAUAGAUAUGUUUGAUACUGAAAAAGUAUAAUAAAAUGGAGUAUUAUUCUUUAUUAAUGAAGAUUAAUGGAGAAAGAGAGAAAUACAAUUAUCUAAUAAGAAAUAAAAAUAAUAAAAAUACAAUAAAGAAUUUGCAAUAUAGGAGAAAUAUUAUUUGAAUCAAGUAUUGUAAGAGAUAGGUUGGAAAGUAAUAGAGAAAUUGAUAAUAAGUAAGAAUUCAAUGUAAAUAAAUUAAGAUGGGAAAAUACAUCGGUUAGAAUAAUUUUUGAAUUAGAAAUCAAUUUAAGAAAAUUGA